Molecule: messenger RNA, 828 nt
Organism: Strongylus vulgaris
Lineage: Eukaryota; Metazoa; Nematoda; Chromadorea; Rhabditida; Strongylidae
Source: the annotation of a GenBank genome assembly
AUGGACUUUUCAGGUAAACCGCAACUGAUGAAGUUUGUUGAAAAAUUGGCACGAAUCAUUCGAGCCCGUGUCCCGUUGGAUGCUCCUUUCUCGCUGAGGUUUGUGCAGCAAAUGAGUCGCGUUCUCAACUCCCGACCAGAGUGUGCGGCACCCUUAUUUGAGUCACUUCGUCCUUUGAAAAGUUCCAUAAUAAGUCAUUCACUGGCGCGACUUCAUCAAAUUGUGGAGCAGCAUGAUUUUGCCACCGUACAGAAUAGCGUCUUCGUUGAUAUGCUGGUGUCUGCCAUUGAAGAAGAAAUGAAACGUUUAGAAUGGGAUAUGGAAUUGCGAGCAGAGAUGCAGAAGAACACGCAGAAAUGUUUGGAUAUGGUAGCCAAACGACUUGAAUCAGAAGUUAAACUUGAUUCUGAGAACUUGCUCCUUGGUGAUCGCUUGAGGGGUGACCAGCUCAAAAAUUAUCGCCUAUUAGAAAUCGCUAAUAACUUGGCUGCUAAAUUCCCGUCACAAGCUACAUCACUUCUAACAUUCGAGCAAGAAUCCGUUUCUUCUAUCAUGGAGGCCAUCCGUGGAAGUGUAUUCACAAUAAUCGCUUCAAUGCACCGUGAGAUGAAUGGAAGUAAGGGGAUUUCGCCUUACAUGCAGGAGCUUUUGGCUUACAUUGGUCGUAUUGGGUUCCAUUUUUCGCAUUUUCCUUCCACUAUUCGGCAUACCUCCGCCCUGUCGUCGAUGUCAGACUACAUCAUCCAUAUAUUCAUCGUGCACGCCACCUUAGUGAGGCCUCUAACCGAUCUCAUCCGAGAACAACUGCACACGGACCUGGAAAAGUAA